AUGUACCAAAGCAGUGUUCGAUCUGGCGGGGGCAUGCCCGUGACUUCGCAAGAUGAGAUCUUUCCGACGGCUGUUGCCACGGCCUUGCCGUCCUCUACUACCAUGACGCAUGAUACCCCUGUUGUGACAUUGCCAUAUCCCAGAGAGAGGCCCCCACCACUCACAGAUAUUGGUGGCGACAGGAGAGACUCUUCUGGUUUGUUGGCUACUCAACCAAGUGCCACCCACAGCAGCGUCCUCGACCUGCGAACAGGACCAAGGAUCGCUUCCAACACCAACAAUCACGAGGAUCAAGAGCUCCAAAUUCCAGUGCGACCCCGUGGAACCGUAUGGACUGACACUAUGAUCGGCUUGAAGACACGCGGAAUGCAGGAUGAAUGCUCUGGGAUUUCUGCUGCCACAGGACCCACUGAUGUACUAACGACAACCACAACUUCCGGACACGAACAACAACAAGAACAGCAGCGACGGCAGCUGCAACAGCAACAAGCAGAGAGCUCUCAAGCAGAACCGCUAUUGACAACACACAGCGAGCAAUCACAUCAGCAGAAUCAUCAAGAUGACAGACCAUCAACAAUAAACUUUAGCACCGGCAAUGGCAGAGUUCUGACAUUCACGAUGAAAGGAUUUUGGGUUUGGACUGCUGCUGCAUGCUGCUUUUUCCUCUUGCUGAUUGUCAUUGUUCCGGCAGUUGUGAUUGCAGUGAUUCUGAAGAAUGAUCAGGCAGUUUCCAAUACAGAGCUCCCCGUAAGGCCGACCGGUUCGCCAACCUACCAGCCCACCCAUGAAAUAGCAUCGAGCAACCCGUCCAUUCCUACAGGAACCAGGGACUUUCCAACAGCAACAGGCAUGCCCACUGCUUCGACAAACCCGUCUCUCGAUACUCACCAUCCAACGACGAAAGAUCCAACAAAUGAUGGCCCUGUGAUUACAAAAAUCCCAAGUGCAGUCAGUCCAACUAGUAGUGCCCCAGACACGGCGACGACGGUUCCUUCACUUGCCGCCACACUAGAAACCAAUCCAUUGGGCGACAAUUUCCUUUUGGAUCUUGGAAAGGAUAUCCUUCUGACAGUAGAAGAAGCCGAGUCACUUUGUCCUCUGUUGUACGAGGUCCUUCUUCUUUGUGUUCAAACUGAAUGCAGCAACUUUGUGGAGGUCUGUCCGACAUCGUCGGAUUCACCCUCGCAAGGAGAUCUUGGCUGUGGCAGCAUUUCCGAGACUAUUUGCAAGACAUACAGCAGGACAGGUUGUUGCAUGAUGGACUGUUUAACGGAAAUGCGCGCCUUGGCAAUCUGUGUGAUCGAUGACACCAUCGCCGGAACGAAGCCCUUGGCUUGCAACGGUCCUGUUUGCCAGUCGCGCGGACAAGGCGACACGUCGUUUCCCAUAUCCGGUCAGACAACUUCCAACACGGGCAGUCCUGCAGUUGUCGACAUCAGCCCCACACAGAGCCCCGCAACCUUGGAUCCUUCCACAAAGAAUCCCACGGCAACCCCCAAAACUUCAACGACAACCAAUCCAACUGCGGGGCUUUCCACAUCAUCUCCUACUCUCACCGAUAGCCCCACAACGCCAAGGCCAUCACUGGCACCCACUGCGACUCCAACUCUCACCGAUAGCCCCACAACGCCAAAGCCAUCACUGGCACCCACAGCAAUUACUGGUACCCCAACAACAGACUAUCCAACCACUGGAAAUCCCACAACAAGCAAUCCAACCGCUGGAAAUCCCAAGACCUCAAGCCCCACCUCUCUUUGGCCGACUACGCCGCCCACUUCUACUGGCACGACAGAGGCGGCUUCGACUUCCAUCUCGAGCCCUGUCAAUACAUACGACCCCAGACUGUUGCCAGACUUUGACAUUUGUCGCGAACAUGCUGAUUGUGGAGGAGGCACCUGUGCUUUGGGUGGCACUGCUGGGUCCUAUAUUUGCUGCCCAAAUGGUCAACUGUCAGCUGAGUCAUCUUCCUAUUGCAGUGGCCUACCCAUUGGCACCAGCUGUGGUUUCACUUAUAUGUCCUACAACUCCAUCUGUGCUAGUGGCCUCUGUAUCAAUGAUGUGUGUGUUAGCGAGCCACUGGAGGACUACGCUGCCUGCGGAGAACAUGCUGAUUGCAGAACAGGGGCAUGUGCUUUGGAUGGUACCGCUGGGUCCUAUAUGUGCUGCCCAAAUGGUCAACUGUCAGCUGAGUCAUCUUCCUACUGUGGUGGCCUACCCAUUGGCACCAGCUGUGGUUUCACUUACAUUUCCUACAACUCCAUCUGUGCUAGUGGCCUCUGCAUCAAUGAUGAGUGUGUGGGUGAGGCACUUGAGGACUACUCUCCAUGUGCAGAAAAUGCAGAUUGCCGCACAGGGGUGUGUGCUUGGAUGGCACCGCUGGGUCCUAUAUUUGCUGCCCGGAUGGUCAGCUGUCGGCUGAGUCAGCCUCCUAUUGUGGUGGCCUUCCUAUUGGGACCAGCUGUGGUGUCACUUAUGUUUCUUAUAAUUCAAUUUGUGCAAGUGGACUAUGUAUCAAUGAUGCAUGUGUGGGUGAGGCGCUGGACGACAACUCUUUCUGUUCAGAAGAUGCCGAUUGCAAAUCAGGGGCUUGUGCUUUGA
Molecule: messenger RNA, 2598 nt
Organism: Seminavis robusta
Lineage: Eukaryota; Bacillariophyta; Bacillariophyceae; Naviculales; Naviculaceae
Source: the annotation of a GenBank genome assembly